Messenger RNA from Rhopilema esculentum, 3379 nucleotides. Its product is annotated as ribonucleoside-diphosphate reductase large subunit. Gene Ontology annotation, cellular component: ribonucleoside-diphosphate reductase complex. Gene Ontology annotation, biological process: deoxyribonucleotide biosynthetic process. The record is from RefSeq and is a predicted model, not a curated record. Gene Ontology annotation, molecular function: ATP binding; ribonucleoside-diphosphate reductase activity, thioredoxin disulfide as acceptor. NCBI's taxonomy places the organism in Eukaryota, Metazoa, Cnidaria, Scyphozoa, Rhizostomeae, Rhizostomatidae.
AAAUAAGUAAUAUUUUGCGCGCGAAGCAACUCACUCACGGUCAAGGCAGAGAAGUCGUUGUUCGUCGAUAGAAAAGUGCUAAGAAAUUGCAAUCAUGGCGGGCCCGCUCUAUGUCAUCAAAAGAGGCGGCGAACGAACCGAGAGUGUCAUGUUUGAUAAAAUUACUUCUCGAGUUUGCAAGUUGUGUUAUGGAUUGGACAUGACAUACAUUGAUCCCGUAAGCAUUACUUUGAAGGUAAUCAGUGGUAUAUACCCUGGGGUUUCAACAGUUGAACUUGAUACACUGGCUGCGGAGACAGCAGCAGCCAUGACAACAAAGCAUCCUGAUUAUGCCAUUUUAGCUGCCAGGAUAGCUGUUUCCAAUCUGCAUAAAGAAACAAGAAAAGCAUUCAGUGAUGUUAUUCAUGACCUGUACCAUUAUGUGAAUAAAGAAACUGGUAAAUCAUGUCCAAUGAUAUCAGACGAGGUCUAUGAUAUUGUUAUGAAAAACUCUGAGAAAUUGAACUCAGCAAUAGUUUAUGACAGAGACUUUCAGUAUCAGUAUUUUGGCUUCAAGACAUUGGAAAGAUCCUACUUAUUGAAAAUACAUGGGAAAGUUGCUGAGAGGCCACAGCACAUGCUCAUGCGAGUUUCUGUAGGCAUUCAUAAAGAAGACAUUGAUGCUGCCAUUGAAACAUACAAUUUGAUGUCUGAAAGAUGGUUCACCCAUGCAUCUCCAACACUUUUUAAUUCUGGAACACCUCGUCCACAGCUAUCAAGUUGUUUCUUACUUGCCAUGAAAGGAGACAGUAUUGAAGGGAUUUUUGACACAUUAAAGAACUGUUCUGUCAUUUCAAAAUAUGCUGGUGGAAUUGGUCUUCAUGUGCAUUGUAUAAGAGCUACUGGUACCUAUAUCAGUGGCACAAAUGGUAAAUCAAAUGGCUUGGUUCCGAUGCUCAGAGUUUUUAAUAACUGUGCCAGGUAUGUUGACCAGGGUGGCAAUAAAAGGCCAGGAGCUUUUGCCAUCUAUCUGGAGACUUGGCAUGCGGAUAUAUUUGAAUUUUUGGACCUGAAAAAGAAUACAGGAAAAGAAGAACAGAGAGCAAGGGACCUUUUCUAUGCACUGUGGAUUUCUGAUUUGUUCAUGAAACGGGUGGAGAGUGAUGGAAUGUGGUCUCUCAUGUGUCCACAUGAAUCUCCAGGAUUAGCUGAUACAUGGGGAGAUGCAUUUGAAGAACUCUAUACCAAAUAUGAAAGGGAAGGAAAGUACAAAGUGCAAGUAAAAGCCCAAAAGUUGUGGUUUGCCAUCAUGGAGUCACAGAUAGAGACUGGAACACCGUAUAUGUUAUAUAAAGAUUCUUGCAACAGAAAAAGCAAUCAACAGAAUCUGGGCACCAUAAAGUGCAGCAAUCUAUGCACUGAAGUUAUAGAAUACACAAGUCCUGACGAGGUUGCUGUUUGCAAUCUUGCUUCCAUUGCAUUGAAUAUGUUUGUACGGUCUGAAAAUCCAAAUAGCCCAAAAAUGGAGCUCAAGAAAUGGUUUGAUUUUGAAAAAUUGAAAGAAGUGACUAAGGUUAUCACAAGGAAUUUGAAUAAAGUGAUUGACCUAAACUAUUACCCAAUUCCAGAGGCAAGGAAGUCUAAUUUCAGGCACAGGCCAAUUGGCAUUGGGGUUCAGGGCUUUGCAGAUUGCCUGAUCAUGAUGAGAUAUCCUUUUGAAAGUGCCGAAGCAGCACUUCUGAACAAGCAGAUCUUUGAGACAAUUUACUAUGCUGCCCUAGAGGCUUCAUGUGAACUUGCCGAGAAAUGUGGUACUUAUGAGACAUAUCCAGGCUGUCCUGCAAGCAAAGGACAACUUCAGUAUGAUUUGUGGAAUAUUACACCAACGGAUCUUCUUGCAAAGCCUGGAGAGGAGACACUAACAAAACUGGAUUGGCCUGGACUAAAGAAACGUAUUGCACAGCAUGGUAUCCGCAACAGCCUUUUGUUGGCUCCAAUGCCUACUGCUUCAACUGCACAAAUUCUGGGCAACAACGAAUCUUUUGAACCUUACACCAGCAACAUUUACAGCAGACGAGUUCUAUCGGGAGAAUUCCAGAUUGUAAACAAGCAUCUUCUUCGCGACCUGACGGAGCGAGGGAUAUGGAACGAUGAGAUGAGGAACCAGCUUAUUGCCCAUAAUGGAUCAGUACAGCUUAUCGAUGCCAUUCCUACUGACAUAAAACAGCUUUAUAAAACUGCCUGGGAAAUAUCACAGAAGACCCUUAUCAACAUGGCUGCUGACAGGGGAGCUUUCAUUGACCAAAGUCAAUCAUUCAACGUGUUCAUUGGUGAACCAAACUUCGGAAAGUUGACUAGCAUGCAUUUCUAUGGUUGGAAAAAGGGUUUGAAAACAGGCAUGUAUUACUUGAGAACGAAGCCAGCCGCCAACGCGAUCCAGUUCACUGUUGACAAAACUAAGUUAAAAGCAACCCAACCAACUAAAGAGCAACAAGAUAAAAACAUGGAAGCAAUGGUGUGUUCGUUGGAGAACCCAGAUAACUGCACUUCUUGCAGCGGAUGAGAACUGAUUGGUUGAUUAAUUAAGGGAAGUCUUGUUAAAUCAUGGGACUGUCCUUAGUUUUGCCUUGUUGGCAAGCCCAAGUUUGUAAGCAGGGCUGAAUGUUUUUAAAGCACUCAUAAGGGGGCAACAGUGGCUGCUUUAACGUUGCUAACGAAUGUAAAUUUUGGGUUAUGCAAUAAUAGUUGUUAGCAUUUUGUAUCAUAUAUAGUGGUCCUUGUAAACUAUGUACGCUUGAAAGACCGGAUAAUCUAAACCCCUUGUCUUGCUGUAAAGGGUCGUACCUUUGGCUGUCAGAUCACUUACCACCCCCACCCCCUCCCUUGAAUGAGCAUUCUCCACGUUUAUCGCAUUUUAAUGGAAUGAUGACGUAAUAAAACGAAGCUGCUGGACUUCUCUACAGAAAAAUUGGGGGAAUUCCUUGCAGUAACAAAAUGAUGAUGAAUGACAUAUUAAUUUAUUUUCCAAAAACAUAGGCACCGUACCGUGGCACCAACUCCUUCCAUCCCCUAUUAAUGUACUUUCUGUAUGGAUGUCCCCUAUUUGAAAAUUUUGUGUAGCGAAGCAGCAACAGGGUGCAACGAAUUUCAAUGUUAACGACAUUUGUAUGGCCAGAACUUUUUCACGUACUGUUUAUUAUCAGCAUAUCCAGUAUGGAUCUCAUCCAACAUGCACCCAACACUGCUGCAUGUGACACUUGGAUUUUAAUCUAUCCUUGAGUGAUUCGAUAAUAAUUACCUGUUUUGGUAAUUGCUAUUUUUAUUAACAAUAAAACUAAUUGUUCGUAUUAAUGUCUGUACAUUUUAUAAUUGUGAAAACCAAUGAAUUUUCUAAGUUCUA